UUGCGGGAAGCUGCAGCCGCCGCCGCCGAGGGCCACCAUGGCUGGCGGGGCGAGCUCCGCGCUCUCGGAGUCCGGCUGCUUGGUUUCAACCCAGUACUGAGCAGCUUUCCAGCUCCUGAAAAAUAGAUUCCAAACCAAAGACCUCCUAGAGACGUCCAUUUGCAGUUGCAGGUCCAUGUGGUGAUCACAUUUGAUGAUGACUUAUAAGUCCAACAGCCAUAGCACCACUAAUAAACCUUUUAUGAACUGUAAAUACUCAAGGUAUCUUUCAGAUGAAGGAAUUGAAGCUUGCACAAAUUCUUCUGACAAAGUCAAUAUAAGUGACGUUAUCCUGAUUGCCCUUAAUACAGAUUUAAGAACUAUUGGCAAGAAAUUCCUCCCCAGUGACAUCAAUGGUGGAAAGGUGGAAAAGCUAGAAGGCCCAUGUGUCCUGCAGAUACAAAAAAUACGCAAUGUUGCUGCACCAAAGGAUAAUGAAGAAUCUCAAGCUGCUCCCAGAAUGCUGCGUUUGCAGAUGACUGAUGGACACACAAACUGCACAGCAAUAGAAUAUAAUUACAUGCCAAAAAUAAGCCUGAACACACCACCUGGAACAAAAAUUAAGCUGUCAGGAAUUGUUGAAGUGAAAAAUGGAUUUCUGCUUUUGGAUGACAAUAACACUGUCGUUCUCGGCGGUGAAGUGGAUCAUCUUAUAGAAAAGUGGGAGUUACAAAGGAGUUUAUCAAAACACAAUAGAAGUAACAUUGGAACAGAAGGUGGACCACCCCCUUUUGUGCCAUUUGGGCAGAAAUGUGUGUCUUCUGUGCAAGUGGACAGCAGGGAACUUGAUCAGAGAAAAACUCUGCAAAUGAUGAGUACUGCUAAGCCUGUUGGAGACAAUGAUGAAUUUGAAAAACAGAGAACAGCUGCUAUUGCAGAAGUAGCAAAGAGCAAGGAGACCAAGACAUUUGGAGGAGGCGGUGGCAGUACUAGAAGCAAUCUUAAUGUGAGUGCUGGAGGGAAUCGAAACAGGGAAGUGUUCCAGAAAGAAAAGAUAACAAAACCUGAGGGGAAAAAUGAAGGUGUCUAUCGUGAACUGGUUGAUGAAAAGGCUCUAAAGCACAUAACAGAAAUGGGUUUCAGUAAAGAAGCAGCAAGGCAGGCGCUUAUGGAUAAUAGCAACAGCCUAGAAGCAGCAUUAAAUUUUCUUCUAAACAGCAGUAAACAGAAACCUAUCCAGGGACCACCUAGAGGGAAAGGAAAGGGCAGAGGCCGACUAAGACCUGAAGAUGAAGAGGAACUAGGAAAUGCCAGACCUUCUGCACCCAGCACACUGUUUGACUUCUUAGAGUCCAAAAUGGGUACUCUGACAAUAGAAGAACCAAAAUCACAGUCUCAUCCACUGCAUCAAGUGCAACACAGAGUGCUCAGUAUAGAGCAGAAUGGCAUAAAAGACUACACCCAUCCAAGACAUCUUCCUCGAAAUGAUACUCGACAGCCAAGAAAUGAGAAACCCCCUCGUUUUCAAAGGGACAUUCAGAAUUCAAGACAGUUUUUGGAAAGUAGUGGCUUACCAAGAAACAGAGGUCCUGAAAAACACAGCUCUUUAGGACCAGAGCAAUGGACUGAGGAUAAAAAUAAGUGUGAUAGACUUUAUCCAAGGAAUGAUAGGCUAAAGGAUAUUGGUCAUCCCUCAGCCAUUCACCAGAGUGAUGUUUCUUUUAAAAAGAGGGAUAAUGCUAUGCAAAACAGACUAGGAAAAGGGGCUGCAUUCAUGGAAUUGAGAGAGAAUUCCAGUGUUCAAGAUGCCGAUGAUGAUGAUCAGAAACGAGGAAAAAAGGAAAACCAAAUACAUAAUCCUGACAAUUUUUAUGACAGGAAAACACGAACAAUAAGUAAUGAAACUUUCAGUUUAAAAAAUGAGCAACGUUUUGGUAUGAAUAGUGACUACAAGAAUCCUAUUAGAACUGAUAGUUUUAAUGUUUUACCAAAUGGAGACACUGAAUAUCCACAGAAAGGAAGACGAGUAGGACCUAUUAAAUCACCAGGACCCAAUGUUGCUCCACUUUUUGAAGGCAAAAUGUUGUAUUAUAACGCUGAUCCGAAAAGGAGAUCUGGGCCCAUAAAGCCAGAAAAAAUAUUGGAACCGUCUAUUCCUGUGGAGUAUGGUAAAAGCUGGAGGCCAAAGGAUGAAUGUUUUGCUCUUUAUUGGGAAGACAACAAGUUUUAUCGGGCAGAAAUUGAAGCUCUUCAUUCUUCUGGAACAACUGCAGUUGUUAAAUUCUGUGAUUAUGGAAACUAUGAAGAGGUGCUACUAAGCAACAUCAGGCCCAUUCACGCAGAGGCAUGGGAGGAGGAGGAAGAUGGUUAUGAACAAACUCUAGAGUUCCGCAGAGGAGGUGAUGGUCAGCCAAGGCGGUCCACACGACCAACCCAACAGUUUUAUCAACCCCCAAGGGCUAGAAACUGAUACGAAAAAUAAAAGCAAAGUUUUUAUGGGGGAAAAAGUCAUCGACAACCCCCCAGUGCUCGAGACUUCUAGAAGAACUUCUGGUUUUUCCUGAGGAACAGAAUACAAGAAAGACGUCUGGUGUGAUCAAGAGGAAUCCAGAGCUGAUCAGCACACAAGACUUUUUUUAACGUUCUUAGUUGUAUGAAGCAAAAUACUUUUUACAUAUGAAAAAAGCAAAUUGUUAUUGCUGCCAUCAAUAAACCCACGGUGCACUA
This is a messenger RNA of Dermochelys coriacea (leatherback sea turtle), 2706 nucleotides long. RefSeq names its product tudor domain containing 3 (gene TDRD3). The transcript has 15 exons. NCBI's taxonomy places the organism in Eukaryota, Metazoa, Chordata, Testudines, Dermochelyidae. Gene Ontology annotation, molecular function: protein binding. The record is from RefSeq and is a predicted model, not a curated record. Bases 194 to 2449 code for a protein of 751 amino acids. Gene Ontology annotation, cellular component: nucleus.